Molecule: messenger RNA, 3705 nt
Organism: Myripristis murdjan (pinecone soldierfish)
Lineage: Eukaryota; Metazoa; Chordata; Actinopteri; Holocentriformes; Holocentridae
Gene: dcc
Product: DCC netrin 1 receptor
Exons: 24
Biological process (GO): cell-cell adhesion
Cellular component (GO): membrane
Molecular function (GO): protein binding
Source: RefSeq, a predicted model, not a curated record
UCAUCAUCAUCAUCAUCAUCAUCAUCAUCACCCGGUGUGUUUGUGGACCUGCGCUUCACCCAGGAGCCUCAGGACACGGUGACGGUGCGCGGUGGCGUGCUGAGGCUCGACUGCGCCGCCAGCUCUGACUCGGCAGCGGCUCCCAUCCUCACGUGGCGGAAGGACGGCGUGCUGCUGAGCUCGCUGGUGGACGAGCGGCGGCGGCAGCUGGCCAACGGCUCGCUGCUGGUGCAGAACGUGGUGCACGCCCGCCACCACCGGCCCGACGAGGGCGCCUACCAGUGCCUCGCCACGCUGGACGGGCUGGGCAGCAUUGUGAGCCGCACCGCCCGCGUCACUGUAGCCGGUCCUCUGAAGCUGGUCGUCCCCACAGAGUCGGUGUCGUCGUACCUGGGCGACACGGCGCUGCUGCGCUGCCAGGUGUCGGGCGAGCCCACGCCCGUCGUGCGCUGGCAGAAGAACCGCGAGGACCUGUCGCCGACCUUUGACCCCGAGUCUCGGCUGGCCGUGCUGCCCUCGGGGUCACUGCAGGUCAGCCGCGUCCAGCCGCCCGACUCGGCCACCUACCGCUGCCUGGCGGACAACCCGGGCAGCGCCCGCACCGGGACGGACGCCGAGCUGCGCGUGCUGCCAGAGCCGGGGCUGAGUCGGAGUCUUCAGUUCCUGCAGCGUCCGGCGGCUGUAACGGCCCUGCUGGGAACCGACGCCGUGCUGGAAUGUUCCGCCUCAGGUUUUCCGACGCCGAGCUUCCAGUGGCGGCGAGGCGACGAGCUGCUGCUCAGCCGGUCUAAGAAGUACUCUCUGCUGGCCGGCAGCAACCUGCUGAUCAGCUCCGUGACCGACGACGACUCGGGGAGCUACAGCUGCACGGCCAGCAACAGGAACCAGAACAUCACCGCUUCCUGUCAGCUGACUGUGCUGGUCCCGCCUCAGUUCCUGAGCUACCCGUCCAACACGCUGGGGGCGGAGUCCAGCGACGUGGAGCUGGAGUGCUCGGUGACGGGGACCCCGCCGCCCGCCGUGCGCUGGCUGAAGAACGGCGAGGACGUCGUGCCCAGCGACUACUUCAGGAUCGUGGACGGUAGUAACUUACAGAUUCUGGGUCUGGUGAAGUCAGACGAGGGAUUUUAUCAGUGUGUGGCAGAAAACACCGCCGGCAACACACAAGCCAUGGCACAGCUGUUGCUACGGGAACCAGCGGCCCCCAGGCCGGGUGUGGCCCUGCCCUCGGCCCCCCGGGACCCGGCCCCGGUGCUGGUGUCCAGCCGCUCGGUGCGGCUGGGCUGGCGCCCCCCGCUGGAGCCCGCCGGCGCCGUGCGGGCCUACGGGGUUUACUACGCACAGGACGGCGUCCACAGGGAGCGGUCAGUGAACGUGUCGGAGCCGGAGGUCCAGGACCCGCUGGAGGUCACGGUGUCCAACCUGAAGCCCGACCAGACGUACCGCUUCCGCAUCGUCGCCUACAACGACGCCGGGCCCGGAGAGAGCUCACCUGUCCUGACAGUCACCACCCAGCCCGACCUGCAGGUCCCGGGGCCGGUGCAGGCUCUCCGGGCCGAGCCGCUGUCCCCCACCUCCGUCCAGGUGAGCUGGGAGCCGCCGCUGCAGCCCAACGGGCCCGUCCUGGGAUACCGGCUGCUGUGGAGCGAGCGCCCGUCCGGCAAAGAGCAGAGUGUGGAGGUGAACGGUCUGAGCUACAAGAUGGAGGGACUGAAUAAAUUCAUGGAGUUUGGCGUUCGGGUUUCAGCGCUCAACCGCCACGGGGUGGGCAUCGCCACGGAGACAGUCAGCGUGACGACGCUGUCUGAUGUCCCCAGCGCCGCUCCUCAGAACAUCAGCCUGGAGGUCGUCCUGUCCCGGAGCAUCAAGGUGUCAUGGCAACCGCCGCCUCGCAGCGCACAGAACGGCGUCAUCACCGCCUACAAGAUCAAAUACAGGAAGACUGGUCGCCGUGGAGACCAGGAAGCCAUCGAACCCAACAACUUCUGGUACCUGUUCACAGGUCUGGAUAAAGGCAGUCAGUACAGCUUCCAGGUGGCGGCCAUGACGGCCAACGGGACGGGGCCGGCCAGUGAUUGGUUCACCGCCGAGACGCCGGAGAACGACCUGGACGGCUACAUCCUGUACUUCACGCUGGAUAAGAACCUGCCCAUCGAUGAUUGGCUGAUGGAGGCGAUCGGCGGCGACCGGCUGACCCACCAGGUGUCCGACCUGAACCUGGACACCGUGUACUACUUCAGGAUCCAGGCCAAGAACGCCAAGGGGGUCGGCCCGCUGUCCGAGCCCGUGCACUUCAGGACCGCCAGAGUUGAACAUCCUGACAAGAUGGCCAAUGAUCAAGGUCGAGGAGGAGACCCCGCCCACUGGCCCUCUGACACCACCUUGAUUGACAGGAGCAGCAUCAAUGAGUCUCCUAUUGGUCAGAUGCGGCCGCCUCACGGCAGCGCCACGCCUCAGAAGAACAGCAACCUGCUGGUGGUCAUCGUGGUGUCGGUGGGCGGAGUCACGGUGGUGGUGGUGCUCGUGGUGGCUCUGAUCUGCACGCGCCGCUCGUCCGCCCAGCAGAGGAAGAAGCGAGCGAGCCACAGCGCCAGCAAGAGGAAGGGCAGCCAGAAGGAGCUCCGCCCCCCCGACCUGUGGAUCCACCACGAGGAGAUGGAGAUGAAGAACAUGGAGAAGCCUGCGAGCGCCGCGCCGUCGGGACGCGACUCGCCGCUGCAGGCCUGCCAGGACCUCCCCCAGCUGCCCCACAGCCAAUCAGAGAGCGCCAUGGGCAGCAAGAGCAGCCACUCGGGAGCGGACGGCGACGAGGCGUCCAGCAGCAUUUCCACACUGGAGCGCUCCCUGGCGGCGAGGAGGGCGACGCGCGGCAAAAUGAUGAUCCCCAUGGAAAACCAGCCAAGCAACACACCCGUGGUCAGUGCCAUCCCGGUCCCCGCUCUGGACUCCAGUCAGUUCUCGGGGCUCCUGCCGUCUCCCACCUGCAGCUUCACUCACAACAAGUUCACCCUGCGGCCCCUGGCCUUCCCCGGCCUGGGCCCCGACCGAGGAUACACACCAGCCAUGUCGUCUGACAGCUCAGCCAGUCAGUCACAGUCCCAGCCGCCGCCGCCGCCGCUCCUGCCUGGCUCCUCCUCCUCCUCCUCCUCCCAGGCAGGGGAGCACGUUCCCGGGGUCGGGGUCGUCCCGGGCAUGGCGGGCGUGGAGGAGCCCCCGGCCGGGACCACCCGCACCAUCCCCACCGCCUGCGUCCGCCCCACCCACCCGCUGCGCAGCUUCGCCACCCCGCUGCUGCCGCCGCCCAUGGGAACCAUCGAGCCCAAGGGUUACACUCCCAUGAUGCCUCAGUCUGGUGCCAACCUCCCGAAGCCCCAGGUGAAGACGGCGUCUCUGGGCCAGGCGGGCAAGGCUCGCUCGCCCCUGCUGCCCGUCUCUGUGCCCACGGCGCCCGACCUGCCAGAGGACGGACAGAAACCGGGAGAGGACGCCGUCGCCAACGUGUACGAGCAGGACGACCUGUCUGAGCAGAUGGCGAGCCUGGAAGGCCUCAUGAAGCAGCUCAACGCCAUCACCGGCUCCGCCUUCUAGCCUCCGACCGCAGGCCCCGCCCCCUCACCCCAGCCAGAACAUUUCCCACGAACCCCUGGGGUCCAACACGAAGAUGGCUCUGGGGGGGCGGAGCCACCGUCGGGGGCGGGGCUGCUG